This is a messenger RNA of Bradysia coprophila, 1032 nucleotides long. RefSeq lists its product as uncharacterized. Lineage: Eukaryota; Metazoa; Arthropoda; Insecta; Diptera; Sciaridae. The record is from RefSeq and is a predicted model, not a curated record.
GAUCAAUUGACGAUACUAGCGUCAUCGCCACUUUUGUGGGAGUAUAAAAGACCGGCAAAAGAUCGUUAUGCUCAUCAGUUUGCUUUCAGAAUUGUACUUACUUGUAACCAUGAAAUUCAUCGUCGCUUUCUUGGCUGUACUUGCCGUUGGCUCCGUCAGUGCCACCCCACUCUUGGGCUUGAACUUGGGAGGUGUUCUUAACGGUGUAUUGGGAAAUUUGUCAUGCAGCCUUAAUGGACUCGUUGGCAACCUUCAAGACACAAUCAACAAUCUCGUUGGAACCGUUCUUGAAAUCGUAGAACAAUUACUCGCUGCUGUCGCUGCUGCUUUGAACGGUAUCAUUGAUCAAGUCAACGGUCUCGUUGCACUCGAUGGAUGCGGUCUUAACGGUCUUACCGGUACUGUUACUGGUGUUGUUACCGGUCUUAUCGGCAAUAUCGGAGUCACACUUAACGAUGUCAUUGGUCAAGUUCAAUGCAUCCUUGAAAAUGUUACUGGCAGUCUUGAUGACCUCGUCGCCUCACUCGAUGUUGUUCUCAACAGCCUCCUUUGCGCCGUCCAAGAUCUUCUCCAAACCGUCGUUGCAGCCGUCGCCGAACUCCUCUUCAAGGUCAGCAAAGCCGUUGAUGAUGCUUUGGCUCAACUCCAAUUGGCCCUCAAGGCAGUUGUCCAAGUUAUUAGCGACACCCUCGAUUGCCUUCUCGAACAGCUCCAAAACAGCCCACUCGGCUGCGCUUUGGACGGACUUCUUGCACAAGUCUCCGUUAUUGUUGCCGAGCUUUUAUGCGAAGUAGCUAAAGUUGCUGAUAGCGUCGUUGCUAACGUACGUGUCGUUUUACGUAAGCUAGGUGCUGAAUUACAAAACAUCAUUGCCGCCCUUCAAGCUUCAUUGGGCAACCUUGGACUCCAAUGCCCAUGCUAGAUCGAAGAGUUCUCAACUUCUCUUCUCGAUGACCGACCGAGCUUAAUCGAACUUGAACAUGAAAUUAGCUUUUAAGUUAGAAAUAAAUAAUCAAAUUGCAAGAAAGAAAA